UAAAACUUUGUGUUCUCGAUACCAUCCGGGAACAAAAGGAAGUGUUAUUCGGUGCAUUUUCCGCAACAUUGACAAAGGAUAUGCGUAAUAAGGCAUGGUCUGUAAUUGGUGAGUAUGCGAAGUCAAUCGGAGCUCUUCCAAGCGGAAAAGAUACGCUGUACAUACGCGAUGUAUGGUGGCCAAAUGUACGGAAAACCUCUAUGGAGAAACGUGAUAAUGCCAGAAAAACAGGGACAGGAGGUGGUUACGAUGCAAAGACAAACGACGUCGAUAUGCUUGUAUACGAUAUUCUUGGGAAAGAAUCACCUGUUCUUGAAGGUUUGUCAGUUCCGGAGAGCAUGGAUGAGCUAGCUGAGAAGCAGUUUUACGAGCAUAACGAACAGCCAAGUAGAUCAACAAUAAGCUCAGAGUUAGUAAUUGCAAAAGGUUCUGGAACAACAAGGAAGGAUUCUAUUACGCAACCAAGGUCAAAGAAAAGAAAAAAUAGAACAUUCUGUUUCAAAUGAAGCAGUAACAGAGAAUGCUGAUCUCACCCGUCGCAAGUUGCAAUUGACAAUAGAAGUCCUUGAGAAAGAACGUGAACUGAAAUCGCUGGAGGUCGAAAAAAUGGCAAUGGAAAGUUAUUUAAUGAGUUUGAAAAUCUACACCUUCGAGCUCAAGCAUGGAUUACCGGCAUCAAAAUUCACGGAGAACAUUGUUAACGAUAAAUCAAAUGCUCAAGUUUCCAAUAAA
Armigeres subalbatus is the source of this 732-nucleotide messenger RNA. RefSeq lists its product as uncharacterized. The transcript has 3 exons. The coding region runs from base 81 to 506 and encodes 141 amino acids. NCBI's taxonomy places the organism in Eukaryota, Metazoa, Arthropoda, Insecta, Diptera, Culicidae. The record is from RefSeq and is a predicted model, not a curated record.